This is a messenger RNA of Seminavis robusta, 950 nucleotides long. The record is from the annotation of a GenBank genome assembly. Lineage: Eukaryota; Bacillariophyta; Bacillariophyceae; Naviculales; Naviculaceae.
UCAUUUUUUCGAGCCUCUUCGGAAGCCAAGAAAACCAUCCCAAUAAGCAUCACGUUCGAUAGAUGACAACAUUCAAUCUCCAAAUUGCUACCCUCUGUAUUAACUAAACGACCGCUUAUCCAGAUUUCGAGUGUCAGAACGACGAUGAGAGGAGAAAAUGUCAGUCCUCGCAGCAUUGCACAAGUGGACGAUGACUUGGGCCCUGAGGGAUGCUAUUUGGUUUACGAGCCAGAUUCGGGUGGCAGAUUGAUGAUUGUGUAUAGCCAUGGCUACGUCCCCAUGAAUGCCGUUGGCUUCUGGUGUGCCGGAGAAGGCAAGGGCAUUCAGGGCUUCAAGUUCAAGCAAGCAGGAGGUCGAAGUGAACUGAUCAAGGGCAUUGCCGGUGGUGACUCGAACCGUCGCAAGUACUUUGUGGGGUGGUGUCAGUUCAUCAAGAUGGCCAAGGCCAUGAAUGGACGUGUCAUCAAAUUUCCCAAUGCGAUUCAAGGAGUUGAGGUGGACAUUUAUGGAUACCGACAAUGUGACUCUCAGCCGGACUUUUUGUGUCUGGAUGACUCCUUGGUUGACAUCAAUCACUACGAUGCCAUUGCCGUGAUACCGCGGCACAAGGAGUUCUUGAAGGGAGUCAAAUCCAUUGUAGCAAGCAAUUUCUUGGAAAUGGGCAAUAUAGCGGGAGCCUCUUCUACCAUGGUGUAAACACAAACAAACGGAAUCGAACAAGGGAGACGCGACAAAGGCUGGGCAAUGGGUCUUCUCUCCCUCUAAAAACAUCAACAACAACGCAAGGCACAAAAAGUGCUUUUACGGUUGAACUUUUUCAUGCAUAGUUCAUGGACAGGGCCCUUUGGAGAAGAAGAAUUAAUGAGAUAUCCAUCUGCAUGGUACAUAGAAUGCAUCGUCCAAAAAUAUAGUAGUAGUUAAAUGCAAGUUCUACAGCAUCCUUUGACUUU